This is a messenger RNA of Coregonus sp. 'balchen', 12206 nucleotides long. NCBI's taxonomy places the organism in Eukaryota, Metazoa, Chordata, Actinopteri, Salmoniformes, Salmonidae. The record is from the annotation of a GenBank genome assembly.
AUGCCAGGGGAUGAUUUGUACCGUUCCGAGACAUGCCGAGGCAGAAGGGUGGGUUAAGUAAGAGCGAUUACUCUGGACUGGCAGUGCAUUGCAGUCUGGUCUCAGUCUCCGUGUGCAUCCCAAAUGGCACCGUGCCUGCCUCUGCCAGCUAAAAGGACAAAAUCACUGCUAAUGCUACAACUAAAAUCUCCGAAAAUAUUACUCCUUUAGUGCUUUAACCAGGCAUUGUUCUCAUCCUCAUGUAAUGCCCCUGGUGCAGAUUUCAGAGCACCACCAUCCUGACCCCCAUCAGUGGAUUAAAACUAUAAUAUCCUCAACGGAGGUAGAAUUUGUGUUUAUCUGGGCUGGAAAAUAAGGUCAUAAUGAAAGAAAUUGAUGUCUCUGACCUUUUUUGUGAAACUGAAGGCUGAACCCUGUCUGCUUUUGGUACCAUCUGACCAGGAAGGAAUGAGGAUGAUUAAUGACUAGGUUUGUUGACCGAUAAGGCCUCCUCCCACCCUAUCUCUCUCUCUCUGCCUGCCUGUGUAUGUUGAAAAGAAAAGAGAUGACGCAACGUUGUGCCAAGCUGAUCUGGCCGUGGGGGGGGGGGGUGACUGUGGGUGACUCACCUCUAUAGGUCAGGGCAGGGCCACACGGGUACUCUCCACCCCAAAACAGUCAACCAACCCCUUACAUGACCCCCUGGAUAGAGUGCCUGAAUAGAGGGAGGAGCUGGCGUUAGUUAGUGAGAGUAUAGGAGAGGUGGACGGUUAAAAGGGGCAGGCAGGCUAUACCAGUUUCCAUGGCUGGGCAGACAUUUACGUAACCUGUUGCUGCAGAGGCAACUGUUCAGUGUCAGCUCAGACCCUGUGUGCGCGUGCAUAAAUUACAUGUGUUGAUCAGGGUGUUUGGUGACUGGUCGCCCAUGUCCUCAUGUUUUAGAGUCAGUCUGGCAUUGGCACAGUAAAGGUACCCCAGCGCGUGUGUGUGUGUGUGUGUGGUGUGUGUGUGUGUGUGUGUAUAGAGGUGCACCACGGUGUGUGAAAGUGAUACUGAUUAGUGUCCCCUCUGGCUCAGCAUGCUCUGACCGUGCUGCCACAUUUGACUGAUGGCCGAGCCCUGGCUGUUCUAACACACACACACACACCACACACACACCACAACCCCCCCCCCCCCCCCACACACCACACACACACACCACAACCCCCCCCUCCCACACACACACCACAACCCCACACCCCACACACACACCACACCCCCCCCCCCACACACACCCACAACCCCCCACACCCCCCCCCCUCACACACACCACACACCCAACCCCCCCACACACAACCAACACCACCACCCCCCACCCAACAACACCAACAAACACAACCCCCCCCCACACACACACCCACAACCCCCCCCCACCACACCACACCACAACCCCCCCCCCCACACACACCCCACAACCCCCCCCUCCACACACCACACAAACCACCAACCACCCCCCCUCCACCACACACACACCAAACCCCCCCCACCACACACCACCACACACACCCCCCUCCCACACCCACACCACAACCACAACCACCCCCACAACCACAACCCCCCCACACCCCAACACCAAACCCCCCCCACACACACCACAACCCCACAACCCCCCUCCACACACACACAACAAAACCCCUCCCACACACAACCCCCACCACACCCCCCUAACCCACACAACCCCCCCCCCCCCCCCACCACACCCAACCCACCCCCCCCCUCACCACCACACAUCCCUCCACCCCCCCUCCACACCCCCUACACACCACCCCUCCACACCUCCCACACCACACCUACACCCCCCCUCCCCCCCCCACACCACACCCCCCCCCUCUCCACACUCCACCCCCUCACACCUCCCCCCUCCAUCCUCCACACCAGCCCUCCCUAACCACUAACCAUUUUUUACUCGCACCCACACCCUCCAUCCAUCACCACUGAUCCUCCCCCUUAACCCAGGUGAACACUCCACACCUCCCUAACCAACCUUUUUCUUUCCUCCACUGCUUUUAUGUGAUUCCAGUCCGUGAUUUAACACAAAGCUCAUUACAGAUCAUUAUAGGAAGACAUCUGGUUUUACUAUGCCAUGAUGAAGUCUGACCUUAAAGGGAUACUUUGGGUUUUUCCCCCAGAGUCAGAUGAACUCGUGGAUACCAUUUUGAUGUCUCUGCGUGCGGUUUGAAGGAAGUUGCUAACUAGCGCUAGCGCAAUUGCUAACUAGCGUGCUAGCAGAUACCCAUAGACUUCCAGUCAUUGUGCUAACGCUAGUUAGCAUUGGCUCGCAAAACUACUUCUAACUUCCUUCAUACUGGACACAGACAUAAAAUGGUAUCCACAAGUUCAUCUGAUUCUGGGGAAGUAUAUAAAGGGCCUCUUUGCCGAAAUCCCGAAGUAUCUCUUUAACAGUGCCAACCCUCUGGGCCACUAAAAUAUUUCUAAACCCCAAACAUGGAAUCUCCAUAAAGCAAGUCAAACCUCUAAAACUCACCCUUUUAAAUGUACAGCAAUGUUUGCUAGUGUUUCCCCGACCACAUUGGCCGGUGCAUAUAUGGUUUAUGGUGCUGGCCAGCACUGAACUGGUAUUCCCAUUAAGUUAGAGGGACACAGGCUGUUAAAAUAGGACAACAUUGUUAGAGAGGAGAGAAGUAUGUAGGUUAGCUGGCUAGUCUGUUUGUUUUCUUGGGAUUGUUUUUGUUUUCUCAGUUAUUCCUGUGUGGUUCAUGGCUUGACUAGGCAGGGUUACUGUAAAACACUGUCUUUGACAACUGCUGAUGUAAAAAGGGCUUUAUGAACACUUGAUUGAUUGAGUGAUUGGUUUAUUGAUUGAUUGGGUCCCGUUGUAUACUUUAGGCUGGGUUAAAGGUACCCCAGCGUGUGUGUGUGUGUGUGUGUGUGUGUAUAGAGGUGCACCACAGUGUGUGAAAGUGAUACUGAUUAGUGUCCCCUCUGUAAAGCAUUAUGUGACAAGACAACUGGAAAUGGAAUGUGUAAUCUAUUGAUUGAUAGAUUUUUCUCCUGGUCUCUCCUACAGGAUCGUAAGCUGUCUAAGACGGAGCGUCAGAGGUUCAAGGAGGAGGCUGAGAUGUUGAAGGGUCUCCAGCACCAUAACAUUGUACGCUUCUACGACUCCUGGGAGUCUCCCUCCAAAGGAAAGAACUCCAAGUGCAUCGUGCUGGUCACAGAGCUCAUGACAUCAGGCACCCUCAAAACGUUAGUAGUACUGACAAGCUUGUACGAUUUUAUGCACACACACACACACACACACACACACACACACACACACACUAAACAUUUUGGGGAACAUCCACCUCUCCAGUCGUCAACAUCUGCCAUCUCACCCCCCCUACUGUUGUUCUCUGCCACCAACAGAGAUAUGAAAAUGUCAAAGGAAAUCUCUUCUUGUUAUUUUUCCUUUUAGUUAACCUUUUCCUUGUUCCAUAACCUUCAUAUAAUGCGUAGCCGCAUCUGCUAGUCAAAUAGGGCUUUCUGAGUGUUCCAUAAUAAGCCCUUCACAGCUCUGUGUGAGCCCUGAGAGCAGAGUGGUACCUCUUAACAGGGUGCUAUUGUGUUGUGUCGCACCAUGCCCAGGACGCAUGUCCAUCUGCCUACCACCCUGCUGCUAGCUAGUCUACACUCUGUCUGGCACACUAGAGACACACGCACACACGCACGCACACACACACACACACGCACACAGUCACACACACACAGUCACACACACACAGUCACUCUCACACACACACAGUCACACAUUACAAAACCCCUGACAAUGGAGAGAGAACAGAACCGGACAGGGCAGCAGGCCAGUCAGGGUUGGGGACCGGCCCAGUGUUCUCUGUGGUUACAAUAAAACCUGAAUGUAGAGCAGAUAGCUACAGUAGGAAUGGGCAAUGGACAGCAUGCCACCCACCACCCCACCUUCCAUGGGACUGAUGCAUUGUGGGAGAGCUGCCCACCUGCCAGCUGCUGCUGAUGCAGAUUCCUCACAUUCUUGAUAGAGAGGGAGGGGGAUAGACUGAGGUAGAGAUACAGUGAGGGGGAAGGGGGAGACAGACAGUGAGACAGAGAAAGCGAGGAUGGAGAGAGACAGACAGGCAUUCAGACAAAGACAAAAGGAGAGGGCGUCAGUGUUUCUGCCUGUCCUGUCGGCCGUGGUGUGGUACAGUACUGACCAUGUGGUACUAGUCUGUCUGGGCCCACCACAGGACAGACGGAGCAGCUCAGGACUCUGGACCAGACCAGCAGCUCCCUCCUGUGGAAGAGUCAGUGUGCUGUGUCCCAAACUACUGUACCUUCACUAUGGGGACUGUAACACUGUCAUGGCCUAGAUUAUCCACUUCCUGUAACACUGUCAUGGCCUAGAUUAUCCACUUCCUGUAACACUGUCAUGGCCUAGAUCAUCCACUUCCUGUAACACUGUCAUGGCCUAGAUUAUCCACUUCCUGUAACACUGUCAUGGCCUAGAUCAUCCACUUCCUGUAACACUGUCAUGGCCUAGAUUAUCCACUUCCUGUAACACUGUCAUGGCCUAGAUUAUCCACUUCCUGUAACACUGUCAUUGUCUAGAUCAUCCACUUCCUGUAACACUGUCAUGGCCUAGAUCAUCCACUUCCUGUAACACUGUCAUGGCCUAGAUCAUCCACUUCCUGUAACACUGUCUCUGUUAUGGAAGCAAGACUUGUAUAUGGCUAUGAAUUAAAUGUGUGUGGGGGAAAAACAGAAACUAUCUUUAAAGCUGAAGGAAGAAAAAGAUUAACUGUUGGAAGAAGAUGGAAGGAAAAGUCCCAUUUGAGGAUUGUGUGGAUGUUCUUCUCCAUGUGGUGCAGUAUAUUGCCCCAGGAUUUGGUUUCCUUGGCAGCAUCUUGCAUACAGCCCUCUCUCCUAAUAGCCGUACAGGCCUGGACCAAGACCAGGGACACAUACAUACUACAGUACCAGGAGCUGUGCCAUACCCUCAGGAGGGCCAGAGCCAGGCACAUGGCUGGGUAGGGCGGCAGGCUGGUUGAGCUCACGCCAGCCUGGUCUGGUCUGGUCCACAUGGUUAUCAUCAUCACCCACACAGCUGUGUGUGUGGGGGGGGGGGUUCAACAUGGGAGCCUAAUCCCAGUGCAGAAAGACAAACAGUGACACAUGUCUGGCACUGUAGCACUCAGGGUACUGACCCAGAUACACACAUGUAGUCUAAAUACAGGUGCACGUAUACCCACCAGGGAUUUUAGCAAGGCACUUAACCCUAAUUGCUCCUGUAAGUCGCUCUGGAUAAGAGCGUCUGCUAAAUGACUAAUUAUUAUUAUAAUUAUUAUUUGUCUGCCAUUGAAAUCCUUGGGCGGGCCGCCAAGCGUUUCUUCGGGCCUCCUAAGUCAAACAGUGUUUUUAGCAAUACAUUGUUUUCAGAAAUGUUUUCAGUGUAGACUUAAACAACUAAAACCAGAUACAGUAUAAAGUAUUUAGAAAAGAUAAUAUACCUAUAUGUAUAUACAAAAUAAAAGCUAGACCGUUGUGGAGAAUUGAAUUCUCAAAACAAUGGAUUUAGCAGUAUUGAUCGAUGUUUGAGCAGCAAAAUACCGCAUUAGCCAUGGCAAAAUGCAGGGAACUGAAGGAAAUUGGCUUAGAAAUGCAGAAAUGUCUCUACACCGCCAAGAUGGGGGGGCCUCUAAAAUUGUAAUCUAAAAUUCAGCUGCGCCCUCGUCCAUUGACACACCCCCUGCCACGCCCACCACCUAAGCCCAUUUUUUUAUCCUGAAAACACCCUGCGCGUGCACACACACGUGCACACAUACACACACGUGCACACACACAUCUUCACAGACCUGCUACAUACGUACCCGGUGUGCUACACUUUCGCAGUUACGGAAAUUGUCACGGAAUGACAACUUUCUUAGUUACCCCAGACCCAUCCACAAACAAAGAGUGGGAGAGAGAAGGAGGAGGGAAAGAAAGAGGAGAGAAUGGAAAGGGAGAGGCAGAGCAGGUAUCAAGAGGCCUCUCUGUGAAUCUUUGUUGUCUGUUGGAUGUUGACCGCGUCUUUGGGCUCUGUCACACUGGCUUACCUACCUUGGCACCAGCCUCACACCUCAAUCAGCUCCUGGACUUCCAUCAUAGCAGCCUUACCUCCUCGCUUGUCCUAUACCGCAUAGCACACACACACACACACACACACACACACACACACACACACACACACACACACACACACACACACACGUACGUACAAUAACUUACCUAUCAACACACCCCUCCCUCUCAGAGCUGGGACAAUCCCAGACUAGACUCUAUUAACUCAACACUGUAAUGCUGUUUGUGUAGGCUUUAUGCUCCAGUGGUGCCUUCAUCACUCAUUUCAGGAAUUAUUGGACAAUUUCUCUUCUCAUUAAUUGUUAUAUUUGGACCAUUUUUAGAAGCUUUUCUCAUUAGAUGCUUUAAGACAAAUUUUCCAUGAAUAGGUGUUGAAUGAAGGUUCUGAGACAGUAGCGUCCAAAGUGUUUCCAGAGCUCGCCUGUCAACAGCGAAGUCAUUGACAGAACACAUCCGUACAAACAAGCAUCAUUUUAGCGGAAGGAAUAACAGUCUUAUCUGAUUUUCACAAGGCAAAGGGUGUGUUCCAAAUGGCACCCUAUUCCCGUUAUAUAGGGCACUGCUGGGCCCUGUUCAAAAGUAGUGCACUAUAAAGGCAAUAGGAUGCCAUUUGGAACUCAGGCCAGAAACUGGUCAGGCCAGAAAAGGUGUUUACAAAGUUAAGCAAUGUGCCCCUGGAGUUUAACAAACAUAUAAUCCUUUGUGUGUGCGCUAGGUGUGUGUUUCUGUGUUUGUGUUCCCUUUUGUGUUUCAUUGUUUGUGUAUGUCCACCCAUCAAGCCUGCGGUGUAGAGAGAGAGAGCAAAUGAGAGAGCAAUAGAAUGCCAGUAUUGGUCCCUCCUGAGGAGGCACCGUGUAAUGAUGGGUACUACCCAUCUCUUCCUGCUUCUCCCCUGCUGCUGCUCUUCCUCCUCCUCCUCCUGCUUCUCCCCCCUGCUGCUUCCUCUCUCCUCCUGCUUCUCCCCCUGCUGCUGCUCUUCCUCCUCCUCCUGCUUCUCCCCCUGCUGCUGCUCCUCCUCCUCCUCCUGCUUCUGCCGCUGCUCUUCUUCCUCCUCCUGCUUCUCCCCCUGCUGCUCCUCCUCCUCCUCCUGCUUCUCCCCCUGCUGCUGCUCUUCCUCCUCCUGCUUCUCCCCCUGCUAAUCCUCCUCCUGCUUCUCCACCCUGCUGCUCCUCCUCCUGCUUCUCCCCCUGCUGCUGCUCCUCCUCUCCUCCUCCUCCUGCUUCUCCCCCUGCUGCUCCUCCUCUUCCUCCUGCUUCUCCCCCUGCUGCUGCUCUAUCCCCUCCUGCUGCUUCCCCCUGUGCUACUCUUCCCCUGCUACUCUUCUUCUUUCCUGCCUCUCCACCCUGCUGCUCUGCUUCCUCCUCCUGCCUGCUUCCCUACUGCCCCCUGCUUUGCCGUCUCUCAUCCUCCUCCCGCUGUUGUUCCUCCUCCUCCUCCUGCUUAGUAGAUUGUUGUAAUGAGGCUUACUGGACUAAAUCCCAAUCCAUGGCAAGGCUCCAAAUGAUUUUAUUAUGCCCCGCCAGGGGCAGGGCAGGGCAGGGCUGGGCAGGCUAAUCUAAUGAAAGUGUAGAGGGGAGUAGGGAGAAGGAGAUGCUUCCCUAUCCUGUCACAUGAUGCUGAAAGAGCCAGUGUGAAUCCCUAUUGUACUGGGUAGACAACCAUAUCUGUUCAACACGACACAUUUCUGAAUCAUGUAACGUUGCACCCUCCUGAACAGUACCCUUGAAUAGCCAACCAUCACCACACCUCUCAGUGAAAUACAAACCCCAUGAUGCAAUGCAACCAUGAUACUGGCCAAUAUGGACAAUAUGGUGUUUAAUAGUCUCCAUCUGUGGGCUGUGUUCUCUACCAACUCAUUUUAAUCAACCUGUCACAGCCUGGCCUGUAUUUUAGUCCGUGUAGCUGAGUUUUUUUACUAUCUAGCAAUAGUAGCACCUGUCAACAGCUUUUCUCAGUUUGGAUCAUGGACGUUUCUGUUGUUGUGGAACAGUAGCUUGAAUUGGAGCUCUGUGUAUAAUUUGGCACAUUGACAGAAAUGUUGUCCGAUGUGCAUUGUCCCUGUCAAAUAAAUGUUAUAAAAAUGGCAUGUGCUCGUCCAGUGUGAGUGAUUUGAACACUGGAAGAUGUUUAACCGAAACCUAACAAUCGGAACACUCAAAUAAUAACCUAUACUGGUCUUCUGUCUCCUGGUACUAUGCUCAUAGGUCAAAACCGUUUCCUUGUCCCCUUUAGCUCAUAACCUGCUACUUUAUAAGGAUUUAUUAGAAUGGGGUUAAUCUCUUCCAUGGGCAUUGGGCAGAUUACCCAGUCUGGGUUUUGGUAAAUGUUGAAUAUUUAGGCCCUGCUGUUACCCCCGACAGGGGGAGAGAGGGUUGGAGGGAAGGAGAGAGGGAGGCUUAGGAAGAAGUGAAGGCCACUAAUGCAAUGUUGGACAUGCUCUAACACACUCCAAAUACUAUAUACUGAACAAAAAUAUAAACGCAACAUGCAACAAUUUCAACGAUUUUACUGAGUUACAGUUCAUAUAAGGAAAUCAGUCAAUUGAAAUAAAUUCAUUAGGCCCUAAUCUAUGGAUUUCACAUGACUGUGCAGGGGCGCAGCCAUAGGUGGGCCUGGGAGGGCAUAGUCCCACCCACUUGGGAGCCAGACCCACCCAUUGGGGAGCCAGGCCCAGCCAAUCAGAAUUAGUUUUUCCCCAUAAAAGAGCUUUAUUACAGACAGAAAUACUCCUCAGUUUCAUCAGCUGUCCGGUUGGCUGGUCUCAGACGAAUCCCGCAGGUGAAGAAGCCGGACGUGGAGGUCCUGGGCUGGCGUGGUUACACGUGUUUUGAGGCUGGUUAGACGUACUGCCAAAUUCUCUAAAACGACGUUGGAGUCGGCUUAUGGUAGAGAAAUUAACAUUAAAUUAUCUGGCAACAGCUCUAGUGGACAUUCCUGCAGUCAGCAUGCCAAUUGCACGCUCCCUCAAAACUUGUGGCAUUGUGUUGUGUGACAAAACUGCACGUUAGUGGCCUUUUAUUGUCCCCAGCACAAGGUGCAUCUGUGUAAUGAUCAUGCUGUUUAAUCAGCUUCUUGAUAUGCCACACCUAUCAGGUGGAUGGAUUAUCUUGGCAAAUGAGAAAUGCUCACUAACAGAGAUGUAAACACAUUUGUGCACACAAUUGGAGAUAAAUAAGCUUUUUGUGCAUAUGGAAAAUUUCUGGGAUCUUUUAUUUUAGCUCAAACAUGGGACCAACACUUUUUACAUGUUGUGUUUUAUAUUUUUGUUCAGUAUAAUAUUAUUUUUGGGCUCCCAUUACAACAACUGAAAGGUUUUGUUAUCUCCUCUGAUAUAUCCAGAUUAAUAUGUACAUCAAGCCAGUGAUCACUGUCCCGUGUAGCUCAGUUGGUAGAGCAUGGCGGUUGCAACGCCAGGGUUGUGGGUUCGAUUCCCACGGGGGACUAGUAUGAAAAAUGUAUGCACUCACUACUGUAAGUUGCUCUGGAUAAGAGCGUCUGCUAAAUGACUAAAAUGUAAAAUCACUCAUCGUCAUCGAUGGGUUGAUAAUCAUUAAUCACCUAUAUCAAAACAAUACUUGAUAGAAAUGUGCUACACCUCAUCUCACCACUGUUUUUGUUAUUGUAAAAGCGAAUUUGUUCUCAACGCUUUACCUUGCGUUUAUAAUGACAGUAACUUUUACUGGCUAAAUGAACGUUUAAAUGAUGUUUCAGGAAUCUGAAGCAGUUCAAAGCGAUGAAGAUGAUAAAUCAGCUAUUUCAUAUAAAACCAAAACAACACUUGUUAGAAACGUACCACAGUCUCAUCACGGUUUGUUCUUAAUGUGUUCUAGGUAUCUGAAGCGGUUCAAAGUGAUGAAGAUCAAGGUUCUGCGUAGCUGGUGUCGUCAGAUCCUGAAGGGGCUCCACUUCCUCCACACCCGGACCCCUCCCAUCAUCCACAGGGACCUGAAGUGUGACAACAUCUUCAUCACCGGUCCCACUGGUUCCGUCAAGAUAGGAGACCUGGGAUUGGCUACGCUCAAACGGGCCUCCUUCGCCAAGAGUGUCAUAGGUACGACCCCAAAGGCUGAUUUACUGACCUCUUACCUUCCAUCCCAACACCUGUGUCAAAGCCAGACCCCUUCCCUCGUCCCUUCCGACCUCCCCACAGAUGGUUGAAUUUAAAAUAUAUUUCAGUUUAAAUCGACACCUUCUGGAAUGGAAUGUGAGGGUUUCGGGUGGAUGGGAUAGGGCGGAGUAGGAAGAACGGGAUAAAAGUAAAAUAUAUUUUAAAUUCACUUUUUUUAAAGUGUCGAAGAUGCCAACCACUGUUUGUCGUGAGCCGACCACAGGUUUUCAGUGCCAGGCUCUCCCUGACCGCAGCACUCCGUGGGCCUCCAGUUUCCUCCAGAGCUGGUUGUGUUUGACUGAUCUCAGGGUGAAACUGGGGAGCCACCCCGGCUCUGCUGUGCCAGCCAGUUCAUGUUUUAACAAGGGGAAAACACCUUUUGGUCUCUGUUCCCCCAUCUGAAAACAAUCAGUUACGUGAGAAAAAAGCUAAUUGAAAUUCAUAUUAUGCAGGUGAAAGCACUCUAACUUUCCAUAAACUGUGGUGUGUUGGAGCUUGUAAAUUGCCCUAAUGACAGCAGGUCUUUAGCCACAUCGUGAAAUCCCACAAAUGUUGACAAUAAACGUGGGUUUUCCCUCUUUUGGGGUAAAAAUAAAUUUUCUCUUUGGGUUUGGGUGGAGACCUGUGGUCUGUUUACUUUAAGACUGAUUUAAAGUCUAAGAUACACAUGCUGACAAUGAUAAUGAAUGUGUCUGAAAUGGCACCCUAUUCACUAUAUAGUGCACUACUUUUGAACAGGACCCAUAGGGCUCUGGUCAAAAGUAGUGCACUAUAUAGGGAAUAGGGUGCCAUUUCGGAUGCACCCAAUGUAAUAUCUCUCUAAAACGUUUUCCUCGUUGGUUUUGUGUUCUCCCCACUCAGCGUUUUAAGAUCACCUGAUCCGACCAUUAUAUCUGCUCAUCUAGCUUUUUUCCCCCUUAAUCAACCCUUUUUUCUUUUUUGUUUAUCUAUGCUCUUGAGUAUUUAAAACAUGUAGGCUCUCCCUCAUUCUGCAGUACUGGAUAAUAAUAUAAUAUGUACUGCAGUCACAGUAAGUGGUUCUGGUAAGUGAAAAUCAACAUUUAAAUCAACAUUUCAAAAAUUCUAAAUAAUCGUUUUUCUGUGUAAGACCUUUGCUUUACACCAGUGUCACAAGGUGCACAGAACAGGGCUGUUUAGUUCAGUCAAUAGCUAUGGGAUAGGCUUAUCUCGGGGCCUAACCAAUCUACUCUAACCUUUGCUUCCAACAGGUCAACUAACAGGUAAGUGACACUAAGACAUGUAUCCUGUUUCUGUGAGAAAGGUGAGGUUUUGACACAAGUUAGUUCCAUAGCUAUGUUGAUAACCACACCAGUAGGACAAAUGUAGUCAUAAAGGCCCUCGAUUGGCCAUUUCAGACUCAUCUGUUACAAAGCUAUCCAAUCAGGCGUUUGUGUCUGGAUGGGGAGGGGAUUGAACGUACAUUUACUUGUCUGUCUGGCUAACAGCCUGUCGUCCUCUCAACCCCUCUCCUGUUUGAGUCUUCUCUGACCAGACUACAGCUCUCAAUUGCUUGAUUACAAGGUACCAACACAAGGGCCUAUCAGCAUGUUCUGUGCACCUGUCCCCCCUUCUCUCUUAGCCCCAAUAAAAGGCCUUACAGAGAAGAACUUGUGCUUGUUUCACUUCUGACUAAACUCCCCCUUCUCUUUUUUUAUUUUUUUAUUUUCUCUUUAUUUUGCUCCCCCCAUUCCCCCUCUCCGCUCUCUCUCCUGUCUCUCUCCUCGCAGGUGGUACGCCGGCGGCCUGUCCCGUGGCUUCGUCCUUUCCUACUCCUCUCUUCUCUGGCCCUCCUGGGUGAGUUAGGCCAGAGGAGACACAGCAGUGUGAGGCACAGAGAGUUCUGAACCCGUUCCGUUUUGAUCCGUUUCAAGGUACCCCAGAGUUCAUGGCCCCUGAGAUGUAUGAGGAGAAGUAUGACGAGUCAGUGGAUGUGUAUGCCUUUGGGAUGUGCAUGCUGGAGAUGGCCACCUCAGAGUACCCCUACUCA